Macadamia integrifolia is the source of this 1909-nucleotide messenger RNA. RefSeq names its product ankyrin repeat-containing protein At5g02620-like. Gene Ontology annotation, molecular function: protein phosphatase regulator activity; protein phosphatase 1 binding. Lineage: Eukaryota; Viridiplantae; Streptophyta; Magnoliopsida; Proteales; Proteaceae. The transcript has 2 exons. The record is from RefSeq and is a predicted model, not a curated record. Gene Ontology annotation, cellular component: plasma membrane. The coding region runs from base 8 to 1909 and encodes 633 amino acids.
UCAGGCCAUGGAUCCUCAAGUCUACAGGGCUGCAAAGCUUGGUGACAUUACACUUCUCCAACAAGUAGUGAUUGAAGAUUCUAGCCGAUUGCUAAGAGUAACUCCAAAUGAGAACACAGCCCUUCACGUCUCAGUGAGUUUCGGUCACAUAGAGUUUGUGAAUGAAGUGUACUCUGCUCUUCUCCGACACAAUUCAAAUUUAGAAGGUAACAUGGAAUACAACAGAAGCCUAUCUCUAAUCACACAGGUGAACUCAGAAGAUGAUACUGCCCUUCAUGUAGCAGCCAGAGAAGGGCACGCUUCCAUAGCUAAAUUUCUAAUUGAAAAGAUAAAGCCUUGGUCUUCGAGCCAUGAUGUCGAAAGUGGAAAUUAUAGUUCAGUUGUUCUUGAGAAACUAAGGAUGAGAAACAAGAGCUUUCACACAGCCCUGCACGAAGCUGUGAGUAGAAAUGACUUUGAGAUGGUAAAGUUGUUGACUGAGACUGAUCCUGAUUUAGGGCAUCCCAACUAUGAUGCUGAUCACGCAGAAGGAUGUGGGGAAUCUCCACUCUACUUGGCUGCCAGUGACGGAUGCUUGGAUAUUCUCAACCAAAUCUUUCUCAUUUGUCCAUCUCCAGCUCAUGGUGGACCACAUGGUCGGACAGCUUUACAUGUGGCCGUCGUUGAAAGGAGGCUAAGUGUGGUGAAAGUACUAUUGGAGAAAAUGGGUAAAAUACUUGUGGAUAAAGUAGAUAAGAAUGAAAGGACCGCUCUCCACUAUGCAGUAUCCGACGGUUCCUUCCAAAUAACACAACGGUUAUUGCAAAGAAGAGGUAAGUCUUCCGGUGACCUCAACAUAGUACAACAGUUGUUGAGGCAUGAUACUUCCAAUGCGUAUAAAUUGGAUAAAGAUGGUCUCUCACCACUUCACAUAACUGCUCUUGAAUCAAGCAUUCAGGUAUUUCGAGAACUCCUCAAAUGUUGUCCAGAUUCUGGGGAGUUGGUGGACAAAAAGGGUCGUAAUGUUCUUCACUUUGCUGUGAUGAGUAAGGAUUUCAAGAAAAUCAGUUUUGCCUUGAGGCAAGUAGAGCUUGAGGGACUGGUAAACAAGACAGAUGAUGACGGAAACACCCCAUUCCACCUUGCGGCAACACUUGGCUCUUUCAUGCUUAUGCGACAUUUUCUUUCAAUUAGAAGAGUUGACGUAAAAGCAACCAACAACAUGGGUCAGACAGCUGCCGAAAUUUUUCAAUCGACUCAAGAAGGAAACACAGCUUCGAUGUUGUUAUACCAAUUAUUGAUGGCUCAUAUUUUUUUGCCACGGCAUGCAAUAAAUGUAAGAGGAGAAAAUAAAUGGAUGAUUGGAGGAGGAGGAGGAGCAAAUAAGGAGCAAAUAUGCAGUGACCCCCUCCAGAAUCAGGCAGAGGGAGAAAAAAAAGCAGCAACAACAAAGGUUACAAAAAACCAAAGAGAAAUGGGGAAAACUCUCCAAAUAGUAGCCUCUCUUAUUGCCACCGUAACCUUCACAGCAGUUUUUCAAGUCCCCGGUGGCUACAAUACCGUUUCUGGAAAGCCUUUACUCAUCGACAAUCCAGACUUCAAAAGUUUUAUGAUUCUCGAUAUUCACGCUUUGAGUCUGUCGCUUAUUAGUCUGAUAGUCAUGUUCUUGCCCCCAUUAGUUGGCGACCAUUUCUAUUCUUCAUUUUUGGAAAUGGGUACAACUCUUAUAUGCUACGCAAUUGUCUUCACUUUCGUAGCGUUCUUAAAGGGCAUGAGGGCAGUAUUAUCAAAUUUUGACGUAGUUUCUGCUUUAACUUCUUUAACUUCUGCUUUAACUUCUUUAAUUGUGUCAUUAGUUUAUAUCUUAUUUCUUGCAAAUAUUGUUGCUACUUUAUUUCUUCUCAGGAGGCAUUCACGAAUCGGUCCUUAA